Vicia villosa (hairy vetch) is the source of this 1659-nucleotide messenger RNA. RefSeq names its product gibberellin 20 oxidase 2-like. The record is from RefSeq and is a predicted model, not a curated record. NCBI's taxonomy places the organism in Eukaryota, Viridiplantae, Streptophyta, Magnoliopsida, Fabales, Fabaceae. Gene Ontology annotation, biological process: unidimensional cell growth; flower development; response to light stimulus. The transcript has 3 exons. The coding region runs from base 269 to 1408 and encodes 379 amino acids. Gene Ontology annotation, molecular function: gibberellin 20-oxidase activity.
AUUCAAACUAUAUAUUAUUAUAAGAUUCUCAUAUUCUCUUCCUCGACUUCCCCAAUGAACUCUCUUGGCCUUUCUACACAUUCCAUUUUCACCACCUUUAUUAAUUAACCUCUUCCUUUGUCUUAUUUCUCAUUCCAUCACUCACUCACAUCACACACCUUAGUUUAUUCUUUCUCCACUUGAAAACUCUCUCUCUCUAGUUUCUUUCUACUUCAAUUUUUUUACAUAAAUUGCAUUCCACAAAAAUACUCACCAAGUAUACUCAAACAUGCAAGUGCUUAAUCCUUCAAUGCUAUUUGCACCCCCAAAUGAAAAUCAAAGUUUCAUGAAUGAACAAAAACAAUGUAAUGAUAAUACAUCUUCUCUACCAUUGCAAAUUACCAACAUACCCUCAGAGUUCAUUUGGCCAGAACAUGAGAAACCAUGUUUAGCACCUCCAAAACUUGAAGUUCCACCUAUUGACUUAAAAGCCUUUCUAUCUAAUGAUCCAAUAGCCAUUUCAAAUGCUUGUUCAAAAGUGAACCAUGCAUGCAAAAAACAUGGCUUUUUUCUUGUUGUUAACCAUGGUGUUGAUAACAAACUCAUAGCUCAAGCUCAUAAGCUUGUUGAUGAAUUCUUCUGCAUGCAACUAUCGGAGAAACAAAGAGCUCAAAGAAAGUUUGGUGAACAUUGUGGUUAUGCUAAUAGUUUCAUUGGGAGAUUCUCUUCUAAACUUCCAUGGAAGGAAACACUCUCUUUUCGAUACUCGGCCGAUGAGUCAUGCAGAACUGUAGAGGACUAUUUUGUAAAUGUCAUGGGAGAAGAUUUCAGACAAUUUGGGAGUGUGUACCAAAACUAUUGUGAAGCUAUGAGCAAACUCUCACUUGGGAUCAUGGAGCUUCUUGGUAUGAGCCUAGGAGUUGACAAGGAAUAUUUCAGAGAUUUUUUUGAAGGAAAUGACUCAGUAAUGAGAUUGAAUUACUAUCCACCAUGUAAAAAUCCUGAUUUAGCAUUAGGAACUGGACCUCAUUGUGACCCUACUUCACUAACCAUUCUCCACCAAGAUCAAGUUGAAGGUCUUCAGGUGCUUGUGGAUGGAAUAUGGCACUCAGUUGUUCCUAAAGAAGAUGCUUUCGUGGUCAACAUUGGUGACACAUUUAUGGCUCUAUCAAAUGGGAUAUUCAAGAGUUGCUUGCAUAGAGCAGUUGUAAAUGACAAAAUAGUAAGAAAAUCACUUGCAUUUUUUCUAUGUCCAAAUGAAGACAAACUGGUCACUCCUCCAAAAGAACUUAUCAACCAAGAGAAUCCAAGGAAAUAUCCAAACUUCACAUGGCCAAGAUUACUUGAAUUUACACAAAAAUAUUACAGGGCUGAUGAAAGAACACUUGAUGCUUUUUCAAUAUGGCUACAAGAAAAAACAACUAAAUAGAGGUGCCUCCACCUUUGUCAAUGAUAUAAAGUGAAAAGAGGGUGUGGUUUUUAUUGAGAGAGAAGAAGAUAAUAGAAAACACCAAAGAAUAGGCCAAGUAUGUAAUAAGUGUUGGAAGAAUCCUAAUGAUGCAUGCAAAUGGAGGAAAUUAUAGACGAUAUUCCUCUAGGAAUAAAGAGUAGUUCAAUAAUGCUUGUUGUGUAAUCAUGUUUUUCUUGUCACUAAUAAAGCAUUUUCUUCAGUUGUCUUCA